Molecule: messenger RNA, 3685 nt
Organism: Episyrphus balteatus (marmalade hoverfly)
Lineage: Eukaryota; Metazoa; Arthropoda; Insecta; Diptera; Syrphidae
Product: sodium/potassium-transporting ATPase subunit alpha-like
Exons: 1
Coding region: 79-3075 (998 amino acids)
Biological process (GO): proton transmembrane transport; potassium ion import across plasma membrane; intracellular sodium ion homeostasis
Cellular component (GO): membrane
Molecular function (GO): ATP hydrolysis activity; P-type sodium:potassium-exchanging transporter activity; ATP binding
Source: RefSeq, a predicted model, not a curated record
UAAAGUUUUAAAAUCAUAGAAAAAAAACUAUUUUCUCUGACUAAAAAAUUUAACAAACAAUAGAUUUUUUAAAAAGCAAUGGACGACCCAGAUAAUCUUGAUAAUCUUAAAAAAGAAUUGGAAACUGAUUUUCAUAAAAUUUCUCUCCACGAAAUCUGUCAACGUUUUCAAACCGAUCCAAUCCAGGGUCUUUCCCAAGCUAGAGCACUAGAACUGCUUGAACGUGAUGGCCCAAAUGCCUUGACACCACCCAAACCUAUUCCUGAAUGGAAGAAAUUCAUAAAACAUAUGUGUGGUGGAUUUGCUGUUGUCUUAUGGAUAGGUGCUACUUUAUGUGUUUUAGCCUAUUUCAUCCAAGCUCAUCAAACAAACGAUCCAGAUGAAGAUAAUCUUGUUCUAGCUGCGGCAUUAGUAAUAGUCGUUUCCGUCACUGGUAUCUUCUCUUAUAUCCAAGAAUCAAAAAGUUCAAAAAUUAUGGAUUCCUUCAAAAAACUCAUUCCACCAGCUGCUAUUGUCAUUCGUGAAGGUAAAAAAUCUGUUGUUCAUGUUUCAGAUGUAGUUUUGGGCGAUGUGGUUGAGGUGAAAUUUGGCGAUCGAAUUCCAGCUGAUAUUCGAAUAAUCGAAGCUAGUAAUUUCAAAGUCGAUAACUCUUCGUUAACUGGUGAAUCUGAACCAGUUACACGAUCAGCUGAAUUAACACAUGAAAAUCCCUUGGAAACAAAGAAUUUGGCAUUCUUUUCUACAAAUGCUGUCGAAGGAACUGCCAAAGGUAUUGUCAUUAAUCGUGGUAAUCAGACUGUCGUUGGUCGGAUUGCUGGAUUGGCUUCUAAGUUGACUGUGGGAGCAUCUCCUAUUGCCAAAGAAAUUGAACAUUUUACAUUUUUGAUAACCAUUGUCGCUAUGACUUUGGGAAUUUUAUUUUUUGUCAUAACAAUUGCUAUUGGCUAUCGAUUUUUGGAAUCUGUUGUCGUCAUGAUGACCAUUAUUAUUGCAAAUGUUCCCGAAGGUCUUUUGGCCACCGUGACUGUUUGUCUAACUUUGACUGCAAAACGAUUGGCUGCGAAGAAUUGUUUGGUCAAGAAUUUGGAAGCUGUUGAAACUCUAGGCUCCACUUCGACUAUUUGUUCGGAUAAAACCGGUACUCUGACUCAGAAUCGAAUGACAGUCUCUCACAUGUGGUAUGACAAUGAGAUUAUCAAUGCCGAUACUACAGAAGAUCAAACUGGAGAUCAGUAUGAUAAGAAGCAGGCUUCAUUUAAAGCUUUGUCAAGAGUGGCAGUUCUUUGUAAUCGAGCUGAGUUUGCUAUAAAUCAAGAUGAUAUCCCAGUUAUGCGAAGAAAAGUCAAUGGAGAUGCUUCCGAGGCGGCUUUGUUGAAGUGUAUGGAGUUGGAAUUGGGUAAUAUCAUGGAUAUCCGCAGGAGGAAUCCAAAAGUUGGUGAGAUUCCCUUUAAUUCGACUAACAAAUACCAAGUAUCGAUUCAUGAAACUGAAGAUCCUAAUGAUUUGAGGUUUUUAUUGGUCAUGAAGGGUGCCCCAGAGCAGAUUUUGAAACGUUGUUCGACAAUUUUGUUGCAUGACGAAGAGCAACCACUUGACGAAGAAAUAACGAAGGCUUUUAAUGAAGCAUAUUUCGAAUUGGGAAGCAUGGGUGAACGUGUUUUGGGUUUUUGUGAUUUAAUGCUUCCAUCUGGGGAGUAUCCUCCUGAAUAUACCUUCAAUACAGAAAAUAUAAAUUUCCCAGUGGAGAAUCUUCGAUUUGUUGGUCUGAUUUCGAUGAUUGAUCCUCCUCGAGCUACUGUACCUUAUGCCGUAGAACAAUGUCGUUGUGCUGGAAUCAAAGUUAUCAUGGUCACAGGUGAUCACCCGAUCACUGCUAAAGCUAUUGCUCGAGAUGUUGGGAUAAUCUCGAGAGAUAGUGAAACAGUUGAAGAUAUAGCUCUUCGAUUGAACAUUGCUGUCCAUGAAGUCAAUCCAUUGGAUGCUAAAGCUGCUGUUGUACAUGGUUCCGAUUUGAAACAUCUCUCUUCCCAGCAGAUUGAUGAUAUCUUGAGAUAUCACUCGGAAAUAGUUUUUGCCAGAACCUCGCCUCAACAAAAACUUAUCAUUGUUGAAGGCUGCCAACGAAUGGGUGCAAUAGUGGCAGUAACUGGUGAUGGGGUGAAUGAUUCUCCAGCUUUGAAAAAAGCCGAUAUAGGAAUUGCUAUGGGAAUAACUGGUUCGGAUGUCUCGAAAGAUGCAGCUGAUAUGAUUUUACUUGAUGACAAUUUUGCAUCGAUUGUCACCGGAGUCGAAGAGGGUCGAUUGAUAUUUGAUAAUUUGAAAAAAUCCAUUGCCUACACUUUGACAUCAAACAUUCCUGAGAUGUCUCCAUUUUUGAUUUAUAUUCUGGGAGGGAUUCCCCUUCCAUUGACAACAAUUUCAAUUCUUUGUAUUGAUUUGGGAACAGAUUUACUCCCGGCAAUUUCAUUGGCUUAUGAAAAAGCUGAAACUGAUAUUAUGAAUCGAAAGCCUAGAAAUGCUUUAACUGAUAAAUUAGUCAACUCAAGGUUGAUUCUUAUGGCUUAUGGUCAAGUUGGAUCUAUUCAAGCUGCUGCUGGAUUUUGUUCUUACUUUAUUGUCAUGGCUGAGAAUGGAUUUCUACCAUCCAGACUUUUUGGUAUUCGUGCCAAAUGGAAUUCAAAAGCUAUUAAUGAUUUGCCAGACUCUUAUGGUCAAGAAUGGACUUAUUGUGAGAGGAAAAUUCUUGAAAAUAAUUGUAAUACUGCAUUUUUUGUGGCAAUUGUUGUUGUGCAAUGGUUUGAUUUGAUUAUUUGUAAAACACGUCGAUUAUCUAUUGUUCAGCAGGGGAUGAGAAAUUGUGUUUUGAAUUUUUCUCUUAUCUUGGAAACUGCAAUAACAUUGUUUUUAUGCUAUGGUCCUGGAAUGCAGGAUAGUUUGAAAAUGUAUCCAAUCAAGUUGAGAUGGUGGCUGCCUGGAAUUCCAUUUAGUUUGUUGUUAUUUUUCUAUGACGAAGGAAGGAGGUAUUUGUUGAGAAGAAAUCCAGGUGGAUGGGUUGAAAGGGAGACAUAUUAUUAAAGACAUUUUUAAAUAUUUAUUGAUUGUAACAUAAAAGUUUAUAAUUUUUUGUUUGUUGCAAUUUUGUUUUAAAUUAAAUUAAAAAAUUAAAUCGGAAAAGUUCUUUUUUUUAUGCUAUUUAUUUCAGAUCGCUUUUCAAACUUUCUUUGGUUAGACUUCUGGUGUCUGGGUUUUCUUCCGAAUAAAAAGUUUGAAUCAUUUUGCUGUGCCAAACCAUAGUGAGAGCAAUUUCCUACGAAAUUUAUAUAUUUUCUUAAUUAAAUUAAUGCUAUCAACAUUAUUUUAGCUUAUAGUUCUCUAAACAAGACCUUCUAGUUAGUUCAGUACGAGAACACUUAUUCCUAUUUGUCGUUCAGUUAUCCCAGUAGGAGAAACUGACUGUUUGGGGGAACAGACCCUUUAUUGACGUUUCGAAACUGCCAGCUUGAAUAUAAAACUCUAUAUAGAAACUUUUCUUUUCCUUCGCCAUUCUGCAAUUCACUUAAGGAAAACGACUGUACUCUACUAUUGUACUCUUUCUUCGGGUUUCGAUACCCCGAUUUGAAACUGUUCUAAUCGGUCGAAUUUUUGGGAAUUUCUAAUCUGGAUUAUGUAGAACUAAAGGUUUUCA